Molecule: messenger RNA, 6288 nt
Organism: Metarhizium album ARSEF 1941
Lineage: Eukaryota; Fungi; Ascomycota; Sordariomycetes; Hypocreales; Clavicipitaceae
Product: cell division-associated protein bimb
Exons: 2
Coding region: 1-6288 (2095 amino acids)
Biological process (GO): proteolysis; meiotic chromosome separation
Cellular component (GO): mitotic spindle pole body; centrosome; cytoplasm
Molecular function (GO): protein binding; cysteine-type endopeptidase activity
Source: RefSeq, a predicted model, not a curated record
AUGGCUUCAUUACAAGCAUCAGCCGACGCCGUCAAGGCAGCCGUAUCAUCGACCACGACGUGCACGCCAGCGACUGUUGUAACACUUAAAGAGCUACUUCUCCUCGGAACAGAGUCAUCUGCGCAGCUUACAAAGUCGGCAUCUGGAACAGAAAGGACAGCUACCACGGCAAAAUCAUCAAAAGUCAGCACGGUGUCGAGGAGGAAACCUCCGGCCGCGCAGUCACGCCACGAACAACUCAAUUCGAGAGACCGGACCAUCCUAGCUACGCAUGUCGUCAAUGCAGCGUUAAAGGCACUCGCCGAAGCCGCGAGACCUGCGCCCCCACCAACGCCCUGCAAACAGGUUGAGAAUGGUCCUCGGACAGCUUCUAAACGAACCCUGCGGCGCUCACUAUCGGCACCAUUGUCGCCGAUGCAGCCAAGAACCCUCAAUCGCGUGGCCACCUCACCAAACAUCCCAACUGCCAAGGCCAAAGCUGGGGUUUCUGCUCACCCUACAGGAUGCUUGGCCAUUGUCGAGUGCGCGCGAGUGGCCUUUGCUUCCCUUCGGUUAUUGAAACCCUCCACGCAGGAACCUCAAUACGAUUUCCAGGUCGAAAAUGGCAUGUCUGCGUUUAUAGGCAAGCUCCUGGCCUUGAAAAUGCACGACCAGGCUUUGAAAGAGAUGAGAAUUCUCAAAUCUCGAUUGGAUCCUGCCACUGCUACCGAAAGCUCGAAACACCCCAAAUCAACGCCCGUCGAGAAUAAGGCUUCUGCCGCGGGAAUCGCCGAGCUGCUCGAGUUUCGAACAAGAGCAUCGCUUUCGGCGCUUCCGAUCAUUGCCUCGUUUCAGAUCCAGAUUCUCAAACUCAUUGGCGCCACGAAAAAACCUGCUCAUAUUGAGGCUCUACUCCCCAUGUUGCUGGAAACGAACACAUCGUGCCCCGUCAAUCUUCUGUCAAAGCUGGCGGAGGCUGGGGAGAAGCAGACCCAAAAGGCUGCCCGGCAAAUGGCCUCACUUUCACAGACUCUGCUCUCAAUGCUGCCAAGUGUGUCCAGUCAGGAGGAUGAGGUGGCAGUUGAGCCUCGGUUAAGUCCCAGUCCGCAGAGCGUCUUUGAGCUCCAAGCCUUGGCAUUUAGGACGCAAUUGAGGUGGUGGAAGUUGGCCGGACAUCAAGGUAGCAUUGACGAUGAAGUCUUGGCCCCCUUCAGCCGCUGCAUGCGAGCUCUGGCCAGACGCAAUGCUCCCGACGACAAACUUUUGUAUCAAUCCCUCGUGGCAGCCUACGAGGAACUCAUGCAGCUUGUCCGGUCUCACCAGCUGGAUCCGUCUACGUCUUCCAGGUCGCCAUUGUCAUCUAUUUAUCAAGUUCUUGGAUGUGCAGCUCAUGCAGCGCGACAAUACGACGAUGCGUGCCGUUGGUUUGAAAGGCUCAAAUCCACCUUGGGCUCGGGCUCAGACUCUGCCGUGGCGUUGUGCUCUGUGUCCGCACGCAUGCUUGCUGCCGCCUUGAAAAAGCCAGAGUUGGAUUCCGACAUUGAAAAGGCCACGCGAGAAGUUAUUGACAGCCUGGAUGGUAGUCUCAGUGGCACUCUCACGGAGCUCAAUGAGCUGCUUGAAAGCCUCUCGGCUACGAGGCGAUCGGUCGUGGGCUUGCUGAUGAAGGAGUUGGAUCCCAAGGUAGUCUCCGACCCCAUGCCCGAGACGACGAGCACCCUGCUGAAGACGUUUGUCCUGCGGUACCCGCGGUUCCUGCGACGAUGGAUGGGUGCUGCCCCCGGAAGGGAUGCUCCCGCGAAGCAGACGCUGCAAUUUGAGCAACGGAGACGGGCUGUUCUGCAAUCAAUAAAUCAGACUCUGGACGCAACCCUGAUGGUCGUGAGGUGCGAGAUCCAAUCUGGUGCUCUCGAGUGGCAUCAGAUCGACGAUGUCCUUCAGCAUUGCUCCGGACUGCUCGACUCCCUUUGCGAUCCCCUCCUUUCCCCCGGGAGAGCCGAGCAGCUUGGGGGCUACCACGUCAAGAUAUCUACUCUUUAUUUUUCCAAGUUUACGGAGCUGCGAAAGAUGAAGAAUCGAACCAAGGACCUCGGCAAACAGCUUUUACAGUCUCUAAGCCGAUCGAUCGACGCGGUCAAGGAGCGAUCCCCCGCCCAAAAAGAAAAGGCCCAGUUGUCGAUGAAGCUGGAGCUUUUUGCCGACUUGUGCAAGGGGUCUGGCCGGAGCGAGGACGCCGUGGCAACUCUUCGAUCCAUCUGCACUGCCAUGGUGGAGGAUGGCGUCCUCUCUGAUGUUGCUGCCGCUCUGGCAUCUUUGCCGCCGACUGUUGCCUGGGCCGCCACGGAUAAGGCCUCCUCCCUGUCCCGAACCUUGCGCUCAAUAGCCAAGCUGGAUAAAUCCUGGAACGACUGGACCUUUUUUCUUCCCGAAGCUGAGCGAGCGGCCGUGCUUGAGCAUCUCAUGCAUCUAAGCACAGACUCAGCCGGCCACGGACUGCCCCUUGGCCUCCACGACGCCAGCCCGACGGCCCUGCUCCGAAUCUAUUCUUUGGAUAAGUAUCCCAUUCGGCGAUUCCGAGUUUUGCUUCACUUGCUUCAUCAAAAUAUCGGAGAAGACGAGGAAUUGGCAGAAAUCAAAUCGAGCCUUGAUCAGGUUUCUCGGCACCUCCAGAAGAAGGACAAGGGAGAAGAUGGCUCCCUCACACAGUUUAUCCCACACCUCCAAGCAUACCAUUCUUCCUUGGCCGCUCUAGCCGACAGUGAUGACGGGCUCCCAGUUUCAGUGAUCAAGGACAGCAUCGCCUGCUGGAGGGCCAUCCUUGGCUCAUAUGGGUCAAAGGACGAUCUACACACCAAGAUUGACAACCCACAGAUGCUGAUUGACUUCUUGCAGACCCUCAACCAUCUGGCGGAUCUGCGGGGCGAGACGGAGCUUCAAAUUUCCAUCUCGGAACUUUCCAUCGCAAUGACCGAGGCCGUAGGCGAGUACUCUGGCUCAUUCCAUGAGGGUCUGAUCCUUCACAACAGCCGCCUUGCCACCCAGUAUCUCGGCGUCGGCAAGUUCGCCCAGGCAUCUGGGGCACUCGACAUCUCCAAAGAGCUCCUCGAGCACAACGAAGGGGUGUCACAGAGGGUUGUCGCCGACUUUUACUUGUCACAAGCCGAGUACUACGCCGGCGUUGGAAACCUGGAUGAAGCGUCGGUUUGUGUCGACAAGGCCAACGACAUUUGUUGUCAGUCGCACUCGCUGUGGGCACAGUCCAAGUACCAAGCCAACCUGAUGCUUUCCUUGUCGGCCCUCAUUCGGUCUACAGUCUCACUGCAAACCGGCAACAUCGAAGACGCUCUGUCAUCGAUCCGGACCGGUGUUCGUGUCUUGUCUCACGACUGGGCCAAGCUCGAAGCAACAUCGUCGACGCCCGACGCAAACACGCCCGAAGGCAGCCUCACCGGCCUUGACCUAAGACCAUCCAAGGCCAAAAGGACCGGCCCUCGGUUUUGGGGACUCGCGGCACCGCUGCUCCGCUGCCUCUUACAUAUAUCAUCUGUGUAUUCGCACAUUGGAAUGUUUCAAGAGACCAUUUACUAUGCCGAGUCCGCGUGGAAAAUCGCGCAGAGCACACAGUCCUCUCUUUACUACGCACAAGUCGCUGCGUGGACCGGGUCUGUGUACCUCAAGGCAGGAAACAUGGCAAAGGCCAUCGACACGUUGGCGGACGCAAAGCUUCGUAUUCCCAGCAGCAUCUGCUCCUCGCGGGUGCACUUUGCUCGAAAGCUUGGCGAGCUGUACUCUGAAAUAGGCGACGACGACAAAGCGAACGAAUAUCUGACAAUCGCGGAAGAGACUCUCCGAUGGAUGGAUCAUGCUGCUCCUGGUGAUCUCGGCCGUUGUGACAAGCCGACAGAACCGGCAGCAAUGGCAAAGUCAACCGCUUCGAAAACCACACGAAUCAGACGGCCCGCCAGGGGCAAGCCUGAAUGCGUGACGCGACCUCUUGGGCGGCCCGCGAGAGCAAAGGCCCAGGCAGUGAGAAGCGAGGCAGCAGCUCAGCUCCCCAAAGACGUCUACCAGUCGUCGCUGCUCGCCGCUGUUCUUCUUUCCAGGGCAGUCGGAUACAUACGGAAGAAGGAUUGGUCCUCGGCCUUGUCGGCCUUGGGCCAGGCAAAGGAGCUGCCCAAGCUACUCGAGACUCUGUCCCUGGAACAGGUCGUCACCGCAACCUCCCUCAUCGGCCACAGCAUGGAGCAGAUGAUUUCGGACCCCGUCUUUUCCGUGAUGCAGGACUCUACAAUUUCAUUCCCCGCGAUAGCCAGCAGCGCAGCGAGGGCCUCCACGGACAAGAGCAGCCUGGUCGCGUCGCCUCCCCGGCGCGGCCGCGCCGCCGCCGGUGACAGGAAGACAGCCAAGGACAAGGCUGGUCCGGCGUUUGCGGACGCGCUCCGACGGGCUCAAGACAUAUUGAUGGAAGCACACGGAUCUGCCUUGUCGACAUAUGACAGCAGCAUGGUGCACCGGCUUUCGGCGUUGCUACAAAACACCAUUAUCCUGCUCUCUGCGACAAGUGCCCCCAAGACGAGGCCAAUCCUGUCGUGCGGCCUCGCGACAGUGGCAGUGGACUUGGGCCGCAACAUCACAUGGGCACGGGAGCAAGCCACCCUGGCAGCCUCGCCGCGGCCCUCUGUCCCCGGCGAUUCGCCAAGCUCGCCUCGCAGAGCUGUCGUGGGCCUCAGCCCGAGUAUGGCUGCGUUUCAAAGGGAUUACGUGGACUCGUUGCCCGACGGCUGGAACGUCAUCUCUCUCUCCCUGAGCGAUGGUCGCCACGAUCUCUGCAUCACCAAGUUGCAAGCCGGACACAGUCCCUUCAUCUUGCGCUUGCCCCUGGAGAGGGCCCACUCCCGCGAUGCCGACGCCGAAGUGUUCAAUUUCGAACACGGACGCGAGGAGCUCGUCGACAUCGUCAAACUUGCCAACGAGACCAGCCACUCCGCGCGUGACUUCUCGGCAAAGGGCGAGCGAAGCGCCUGGUGGGCCGGGCGCCAAGAGCUGGACACCCGACUGAAGCAUCUCUUGUCGACGGUCGAGUCGACCUGGCUGGGCGGGUUCAAGGGCAUCUUCUCCCAGCACCGGAGGAGGGCGGAUCUGUCAGCCCGCUUCCACGAGCGGUUUCAGCAAAUCCUCGACGGCAGCCUGCCGUCCCGAAGCCGGAUGCGCGGCAAGAAGACGCCCAAGGCGCCGUCUGUCAACCUCGAUCCGAGGAUUCUCGACCUGUUUAUCGGCCUCGGCGACCCGACUGGUCCGGAGUGCGACCUCGACGAGGCCUUGAACGACUUGCUCUAUUUCGUGGUGGACAUUCUGCAGUUUCACGGGGAGAGAAACGCGUACGACGAGAUCGACUUCGAUGCCAUGGUUGUCGAGACGUGCGACGCCCUCGGGGGGUACUACUCGGCCCUGAACUCGGGCCCGGAGCGGCAGGAUGGUUCUCACACGAUCCUCGUCCUGGACAAGGCCCUCCACGCCUUCCCGUGGGAGUCGCUGCCGUGCAUGGAGGGCCUGGCGCUUUCCCGGGUCCCGUCGCUUGCCUGUCUGCGACGGCUCAUUGCCGAGUCCGACAGGCAGAGGUGUCGGUCCGGACUCCCCGAGGGGCACCGCGUUUCUCCCAAGGCCGGGACCUAUAUCCUCAACCCGUCGUCCGACCUGAAGAACACGCAGGCCUUCUUCCAGCCUGCCUUUGAGACGCUCGAGAGCUGGGAUGCCAUUGUCAACAAGAGCCCGCAAGAGUCCGAGUUCCAAGAUGCCCUGUCCGAGUCGGAUAUUAUGCUCUACUUUGGUCACGGCAGCGGCGCGCAAUACAUUCGCGGCAAGACGGUGCGGCGGCUGGACAAGUGCCGGGCAACUACCUUUCUCAUGGGCUGCAGCUCAGCGGCACUCACAGAGGCCGGGGGGUUUGAGUGCUACGGCCCUGUCUGGAACUACAUGAUGGCAGGGUGUCCCGCCGUGGUGGGCACGCUUUGGGACGUGACGGACGGCGAUAUCGACCGCUUUGCGGGCCGGGCGUUUGAAGAAUGGGGCCUGUUUGCUCAUGGCACAUUUGAAAAGGGCGGUGGCAACAAGGGCAGAUGCAAGAAACACGUCGUCGACGACGUUGGCGCCGACGGCGGUCGCGAUUGCAUCAACCAGGAAACACGGUCGCAUACGAGGUCGCUGCCCGAAGCUGUGGCUAGAGCUCGAGGCGCCUGCAAGUUCAAAUACCUGAACGCGGCCGCGGUUGUCGUUUACGGUAUCCCUGUGUACAUCAGUCGUGAAGGUUGA